Messenger RNA from Sinocyclocheilus anshuiensis, 2614 nucleotides. Its product is annotated as potassium/sodium hyperpolarization-activated cyclic nucleotide-gated channel 1-like. NCBI's taxonomy places the organism in Eukaryota, Metazoa, Chordata, Actinopteri, Cypriniformes, Cyprinidae. Bases 193 to 1743 code for a protein of 516 amino acids. Gene Ontology annotation, molecular function: voltage-gated potassium channel activity. The record is from RefSeq and is a predicted model, not a curated record. Gene Ontology annotation, cellular component: HCN channel complex; membrane; dendrite. The transcript has 11 exons. Gene Ontology annotation, biological process: potassium ion transmembrane transport; sodium ion transmembrane transport; regulation of membrane depolarization.
GGAAAAUUACCCUGAGCGUGUGCAUGUGCGCGCAUGAGAGAGAGAAAGCAAGAGAGUGAGCGUGAAGACGAUGAAGAAAAGUGGAUGAAAUGGUCAGCAUAAAAGAAAGUCCAGAAAUAAAGUUGUCAGAGAGGCACGGUGAGAGAUGUUAGAGGUGUUUCGGUGAUAACAGUGCUUAGUCAGGGCCUGGAAAUGCAGCGUCUCGCAGCUGAGAAUCACAUGCGCUUCUGUUGGAGCGGGUGGAAAAACCUACUGCUGCCGCAGCUGAACAGACGCUCGCUGUAUGUCUACGGCAGUGAGGUAGCUGUGGAGAAGGAGUGCAUUAGACAGAAAGAGGAAGGCGUGUUCGUCAUCCAUCCCUUCAGUCGUUUAAGGAGCUAUUACAUCAUGUGUAUGGUGGCCAUAACAUUUCUGAAUCUAAUUGGCAUUCCAAUGGAGAUUGCCUUUCUUGAUGGGAACAGUGGAGUAGGUUGGGAGGGUUUUAACGUGUUCUCGGACACUCUGUUCCUGAUUGACGUGGGGCUUAACUUUCGCAUGGGGAUCAUUAAUGAGGACAGUGAGGGAGCCAUUCUGGAUUUGAAAAGCAUUAGACAACAAUAUUUAAAAAGCUGGUUUAUACCUGAUGUGGUGGCAGCAUUCCCAGUUGGUUACAUACUACUUAUUGCGGACCUACAAUACCACAGUGACUCUCCCUCAUCCAAAGCCAGCAAAAUGAUGCGCAUCUUGAUGUUUGUGAGAAUCCUCAGUCUUGUCCGCCUGCUGCGUGUGUCAAGGCUUGUUAGGUUUUUCAAUGAAGUGGAGAGAGUUUCAAAUGCCAACUUGGAGGUGGUGAGGGUGUUCCUAAGAAUCUUGUCAUUAUUUAUGAUGAUUUUCCUGCUGUGCCACUGGAAUGGCUGUAUUCAGUAUUUUGUGCCUAUGCUUGAGGAGUUUCCCUCAGACUGCUGGGUUAGAAGAGAGAAUCUAAUGAAUGCCACAGUGGGAGAGAAGUACUCUUUUGGAGUCUUUCGGGCCCUCUCUCAUAUGACUGCAAUAUCAUACGGUUCCUCUGAAACACCCACAAAUGAGGUUGAGCUGUGGAUAGUCAUGACUAGCAUUGUGUCUGGAGCCAUCAUGUACACGGUGAUGGUCGCCAACACUGCUGCAAUGAUGACUGAUGUGGACAUAACAGCAAGAGCGUACAAUAACAAGAUGAAUCAUCUGGAAGAUUAUAUGACUUUCAUGAAGCUUCCCAAAGCCCUUCGUAUGCACAUCAGCAACUACUUUCAGGCUCGUUAUGCAGGGAAAUGGUAUGAUGAGAAAGAUGUCCUGAAGUGGGUGUCUUCAUCUCUCAGAGAGGAAAUUCUGAUGACCAUGUGCUCGGCCCAUGUGAGAAAAGCUCCCUUUUUCCGGAACUGCGAUAUAAAUUUCGUCAAUGCCAUUCUUCUGGAGCUGCAGUAUGAGGUCUACCAGGAGGGUGACAUCAUCAUCCGCCAGAACGCUCCUGGUGACCGCAUGUUCUUCAUCGAGCAUGGGCAGGUCCUUGUGGAGAAUGAGUUUCUCCAGAGGGAACUGUGUGAUGGACACUACUUUGGAGAGUCAUGUCUCCUAACAAGAGGAAGGCAUUUGGCCACAGUACAAACUCUGACUAUCUGUCAGCUUUUUUCCUUGUCGGUGGACUCCUUUCAUUCUGUUCUGAAGGACUAUCCAGACAUCAGGAAGGACCUGGAGACAUUUCAACUGGAUAAAGACAUUUUGUUAUGUUGAGAAAAUGGCUACACCUGCAUCAAGCCUCUCCUGCAGUUUCCUCAGCAUGCACUUUGCCAGCUUUGCUUUACUUGGAUCUUCCUCUUUAUUGGCAUAGAUUUCUGAAGUGGUUUUGUAAUAUUCUGUUCCAGCUGGUGGAUGUGGCCUUAAGUAUCCUCUUGUCAGAAAAUGAACUUUGUAAAGCAAACAAAGUGUGACGUGGCAACCACAUUGGAAUGGGAUUCCUCUGAGAAUACUGAUAGGCUGAUUUUAGACUGUUUGUAGGCCACCUUCUCGAGCUCCGCCUCUGCCCCCUCCUGGCCUCUGCUGCUGUACUACUUUCCAAAUGCCCACAAGAGGAUGCACAGCUCACAGCUCAGCAUAACCAGUCACAAUGUAAUGUUUUUAGGAUCUCUGCCGCUUGGUCCUCGAGUAGGUUUCUGCUUGUCUGCACCCCCAGGAUCUGCCUCUUUACAACUUCCCCUGAAGAAUCCAGAACAGCACCCACUGGUGGCCUUCAUUUUCCUGUAGACUAGAGGGCAUCUGACCAGGUCCUCGUUAUACAUACAGUAGGUCAGUAGGUUCUAUCAGAGAAGCCUUGAUUAAAAACAGAAAAUAAAUGUAAUAUUUUGGCUAAUUUGUUCUUUUUUUCAACUACUAAUGUAGUACACUGAGCUAAUUUUUACGUCAAAUAUGUCACAAAAGUCAGUAGAUCAUUCCCAAAAAUCAGCACAGCGGAUGUGCAAAUUCUGUCUGGGCCUAGAAAAAAACCCACCAUACUUUACAUUUAAUUUUUUUAUUUUGGGGGGGAAAAGGUCAAAUUUGCAGUUUCAUAAAAUGAUCCAAAGAAUGUAAAAUUGUUGCUCUGUUUAAAAAAGUCAAAUGUUUAUAA